Bufo gargarizans (Asiatic toad) is the source of this 745-nucleotide messenger RNA. RefSeq names its product LLP homolog, long-term synaptic facilitation factor (gene LLPH). Gene Ontology annotation, cellular component: nucleolus. Gene Ontology annotation, biological process: dendrite extension. Bases 83 to 457 code for a protein of 124 amino acids. Gene Ontology annotation, molecular function: RNA binding. The record is from RefSeq and is a predicted model, not a curated record. The transcript is spliced from 3 exons. NCBI's taxonomy places the organism in Eukaryota, Metazoa, Chordata, Amphibia, Anura, Bufonidae.
GUCCGGAGUAAGGGCAACCUCUGUCUAGAGCUUAUCCGGGGUUGUGCAGCGUGGGAACUGCGUGCUGUGCUUAGAAAUAAAAAUGGCUAAAAGUAUUAGAAGCAAAUGGAGGAGGAAGAUGCGGGCCGAGAAGAGGAAGAAAAAUGCACCAAAAGAACUUGCCCGCUUAAAAGAGGUCUUGGCAAAAGCAAAUACAGAUGUGUUGAUGGAGGAAGUGAAAGAUAUCACAACUAUUGUGACUGCUGAGAAAGUGAAGGAGAAGGCUGCAAUGGAAGCUGAAGCUGCAGAAGGUGACACCAUGAAGAUGGAAACAGAUUUAAAACGAAGCAAGAAAACUCUACUAGACCAGCACGGGCAGUACCCUGUAUGGAUGAACCAGAGGCAAACAAAGAAGCUGAGGACUCUGCGUGGAAAUAAGAAGGGAAAAGCUAAAAAUCAAAAAGGACUGGCAUGGUAGAAUGGUUUCUAAAUGUCUACUACUUGUAUGUAUAUAGUAUCAGCGAGAGGCCAUCUGCAGCAGUGGAACUGGAGGCGAUGAAUCUGUAAAUUCUUCAGGGAAUUUUUCUAUUUUUGCUCCUUCUACAAAACUUCAACUCCUUUUUAGCUUUCUUUUAAUGCUUUGUGUAUUGAUGGAAUUAGAAUGAUUUAAGUCACUGACUACAACUGCUUAUUACACCCAUGACCCAUCCGUUCAUUUCUGUCUGAACAGUUAUCCAAAAUGACAGAAUAAAGCUUAUGGAGGGCA